This is a messenger RNA of Ixodes scapularis (black-legged tick), 759 nucleotides long. Its product is annotated as juvenile hormone acid O-methyltransferase-like. The record is from RefSeq and is a predicted model, not a curated record. The transcript has a single exon. NCBI's taxonomy places the organism in Eukaryota, Metazoa, Arthropoda, Arachnida, Ixodida, Ixodidae. Bases 1 to 759 code for a protein of 252 amino acids.
AUGUGCGUCGUUAUUUCAGCGAAACUGUGCGCUUGCAUAAAUGAACUUGCGCGACAAAACGCGACGUAUUACAAGCCCGCCGAUUCACCUGAUCGUCUGCGACUCGUCAAGAUGACUGCGCUGACGCCCGUUACCACGGUUCGUUCACUAAACGGCGAGACUGCCCCCGCCACAAUCGAUCCAGAGGUCUACAUAACCACAAAUGGCAGGGAGCGGCAGCACAAUCUAGAGGUUCUGAACUUACUACAAGCCUCGUUUAUGAAUGAGACCAACGAUCAACAGUUCCUCGAUCUGGGUUGCGGCACUGGAGACUUCACGCGCGACCACCUCCUCCCACGCUGCCCAGACGUCAAACGAAUCGUAGCCGUCGACGUUUCACAGGACAUGGUGGAGUAUGCUAAGAAGCAUUUCGACCACUCCAAGAUCUGCUACGAUGUCCUGGAUAUUUCGGGGAACGGUGUGGCCGACUUUGUUCAGCGAUACGGUGAAUUUGAUCGUGUCUAUUCGUUCUUCUGUCUAAACUGGCUUGUGGAUCAAGAAAAGGGGUUCGACAACAUUGCCGAAUUGAUGAAACCUGGUGGAGGAUGUCUGCUUUUCUUCGCUGGUUCCAGUAGUGCUAUGCGCCUGAAAAGGAGACUCGCAACUAUAACUAACUGGCAGAAAUACAGAAAGGUGAGUCGACAUUUGGCUCCUCUGAACACAAACGCCGUACAGACACCGCCAUGGUCUCCGAAAAACACAGAAAACGGAUCAUCUUGA